Messenger RNA from Oryza brachyantha (malo sina), 1634 nucleotides. RefSeq lists its product as uncharacterized. The transcript has 2 exons. The coding region runs from base 134 to 1399 and encodes 421 amino acids. Lineage: Eukaryota; Viridiplantae; Streptophyta; Magnoliopsida; Poales; Poaceae. The record is from RefSeq and is a predicted model, not a curated record.
UUAGCCUCCGGCCUCUGGGCAGCAACCAGCGAGGGCAAUACCAGAUCCCCGAUUCCUUCCGCUGCUCGAGUCGUUCCCCUUCACCCACGCAGCCCUACUCCGUAGGCCGAACCCACCCACGCGCUAAUCUGCCAUGGCUCCUGCCUGGGUCUUGCUUGAUCGCUUCGUGGAUUUGUCCCCCUUCGACGGCCAAGAGGAAGAGAGCGAAGAUAUGGGAGAAUCAGUACCAGCCGGCAUGCGGUCCGUGAAGGCCGACCUACAAGUUGCCGAUCCCCCCAGUGUAUCUUCCCUCUCCUUGCUGCUUCCUCGGAAGGCGAUGAAUGAAGUACGCGAUGCCAUGCUCAUGUGCGCCAGCAAGAACCUCGUCGUCUUCUAUGCCGGCUCAUACUACCCAAUCACCUCUCGACCUGGCUGCUACCUGCUCUACGACGCCAUCAGCAACUCCCUCAUUCCCGUGCCCCAGCUCCCCAGUCCUAACAGCGUCUCCUCCUUCGGGAUCGGAACAUCUGUCGUUUCACUUGGCGGCGGGGGCAGCGCCUACGUCCUCGCCGAGCUCCUCAUGAUCGAUGGCCGCAAGUUUCCCGACGCUGCGCUCUUCACGUGGUGGUCGUCUGCUGAAGCGACCCCCAGACGAUACACCACCGCUCACUGGGUGAAGGAGGAGGUUAGCCUCCCCCACGAGGUGUGCACAUCCGACUAUUACUUCGUCUCCGACAUGACAUUCUCGUUUGGGGAAUCGUGCCUGUGCUGGGUCGAUCUACUCAUCGGCAUCGUGGUUUGCGACCUUCUCCCGUCGCAAGAUCAGCCCCGGUUCCGUUUCAUCCCACUGCCAGAAGGGUGUUCACUCGACAUCAGCAGCCGUCGCCGACCGAUCAUGACUGUGUUCCGUUCCGUGAGCUGCGCUGAUGGCGCCAUCAAGUUCCUGACCAUGGAGGGGUACGACGAGGGUUGGCACGCCGAGGAAAUGAAGCUAACUACAUGGAAGCUGUCGCCUGACCUUAGCGAGUGGAAAAAAGGCCCGGUGUGUGGUGCUCGAGACAUUUGGGCAAGCGAGAAAUACAUAGCCAUGGGGCUGUCUCCGAUUAGUCCAAUGUGCCCUGUCCUGAGCGUGCUUGACGAUGAUGUUGUCUGGGUGGUCAUGAAUGAUGUUGAUCUUGUGGAAUAUUUUGAGGGAGAGCAUAGGACUAUCAAGAUCAAAACCCAGUAUUUUCUUUCCAUCGACAUGCGCCUUAAGCAGGUGUUGUCCAUCACCCAGCUACACCCACAGACUUCGAUACACCCUGUACUCAAUCUCGUGGCUUGUGAAUUUGGUGCACACCUGGACCGCUCAAAGGACAGACAGGGAAUGGUGGAAAGAAAUGAUGCCGACGAAAACACAAAGAAGAUGAAGCUUAAAUGACUUCUUCAACAUAUCAUGUGAAGAUGAAACUUUGAAUCGUUUCGACAUCAUAUCAAUUAAGACCAGUAUUGUCGAUUGGUGUUUGAUUAGCAUCCAUUAUGUGGAAGAUGAAUGUGCUUUAAUCUUUCUCUAGAAGUAUUUGAUCUUAUUAUAUUAGCAGAUGGUAGUGAAACUGAAUUGCAAGUGACGUAUUAUCACUAGUGGUUUUAACCUCACUCCGGAACCACCUUUGAAA